CAGAGAUGGCCAAGUCGAAGAAUCACACGGCGCAUAACCAGUCGGCUAAGGCUCACAAGAACGGAAUCAAGAAGCCAAGGAGACACCGUCACACUCCCACCAGAGGGAUGGAUCCUAAGUUCUUGAGGAACCAGAGGUACGCAAGGAAGCACAACGUCAAGAACAGCGAUGCUACUGCAGAAGAAUAAGCUUUUUGAUUCUCUCUGAGAGACGUUUUGAGGUUUUUUAUGAAAUUAAGUUUGUUUUAGACAAGAGAACCAGUUUACAUUUCGCGUUAUGUUUGGUUUAAGGAUGAUGUUUGUGUACCCUUUUACCCUGGCUUUAUUUUAAUAUCAAGGAUUUUCAUUUCGUAUUCUCUUGGUCUUUAGUUUCUUUGUUUGAUUCGUUUUGCUCAACUAAAAGCCUGUCUCCAUCAUAUUUAGCAUUUAUUUAGUACAAAUGCUUGUUGCCUUUUCUAGGUUUCUGGUUUUAUAAUUAGUUAUACAGUCUAAAGGUUUGUCAGGGAGGUAUGAAUCGACCUCGUUU
This is a messenger RNA of Eruca vesicaria subsp. sativa (arugula), 525 nucleotides long. NCBI's taxonomy places the organism in Eukaryota, Viridiplantae, Streptophyta, Magnoliopsida, Brassicales, Brassicaceae. The record is from the annotation of a GenBank genome assembly.